This is a messenger RNA of Didymella exigua CBS 183.55, 2490 nucleotides long. RefSeq names its product elongator protein 2. The record is from RefSeq and is a predicted model, not a curated record. NCBI's taxonomy places the organism in Eukaryota, Fungi, Ascomycota, Dothideomycetes, Pleosporales, Didymellaceae. The transcript is spliced from 2 exons. Gene Ontology annotation, molecular function: protein binding. Bases 15 to 2426 code for a protein of 803 amino acids. Gene Ontology annotation, cellular component: elongator holoenzyme complex. Gene Ontology annotation, biological process: tRNA wobble uridine modification.
CGCAAAGGCCCAGAAUGGACAUCUCGACGGAGUUCGUAUCAGUCGGUGGAAACAGAAACCCUGCUGCGGCAGACUGGGACGUCAACGGCACAGGACUUCUGGCGUUCGGCGCCGACAACUGCAUCGCAUUGUGGGAUCCUCAGGAUGAGCAACUUCGUGGGGUAAACACAGUCUUGAAUGGGCAUGCCAAGUCCGUCAAUGCGGUCAGGUUCUUUCCCACAGACUUGACACAAGUUUCCAUCCUUCUGAGUGGUGCCGCGGACAACACGAUCCGUAUCUGGCGCGCCCAGAAUGAUAAAGCGUCUACCUAUAUCUGCAUGAAGACCAUUUCCGGACACACCAAUCCCAUCACCAAGAUCGCCACAUUGCCGAAAUCAGACAUCUUCGCGACUGGCUCCUCAGAUGGGUCUGUCAAGAUAUGGAAGCUUGUCCACGAUGAAAGCUUUUCCUCUGUAGAUGUUGAGCUUCUGCAGACAAUCGCUUUGAAGCCGAGAUACUUCCCUCUGAUCCUUGCUCUUGGCCAACUCGAUGCUGACUCCAUGGUGCUGGCGGUUGCAGGCACCCGCCCAACCAUUCAAGUUUUUGUUUCUCGAGAUACCCAAUUCCACCUCUCUGCGACACUUACUGGGCACGAGGGAUGGAUCCGGGCGCUCGACUUCACUCGCGAGACAGCAGAUGCGAGCAGCGAUCUGUUGCUAGCAUCAGCAAGUCAGGACAAGUACAUUCGUCUUUGGAGAUUCCAUCAGGGCAACGAGCUACCGGUCGCAAGUAGCGCACUCAACGAUCCUGCUCUUGGAGGACUUGUAAAGUCAUUAUCGAACAAAGCACACUGGAUCGAAUCGGCAACAUCGAAGCACUCCAUCACCUUCGAGGCGCUGUUGCUCGGACAUGAAGACUGGAUCUACACAGCUUCGUGGCGGCAUCGAGACGGGAAGCUCCAGCUACUGUCGACAUCGGAGGACAACUCACUUUCCAUUUGGGAAUCCGAUCCGGCAUCAGGUGUCUGGGUGUGCAUCACAAGACUUGGAGAGAUCAGCGCUCAGAAAGGAUCCACGAGUGCGACAGGAAGUGCGGGUGGGUUCUGGAUUGGUCUUUGGUCGCCAGAUGGCAACUCGGUCGUGUCUCUAGGAAGAACAGGCAGCUGGAGGAAGUGGAUCUAUUCUGCUACUGAAGACAUGUGGGCACAGCAAGUCGCAAUCACCGGACAUGUUCGAGAAGUAAGGGGGGUGACAUGGUCAAGAGAUGGCGCAUACCUACUCUCAACAUCACAAGAUCAAACGACACGCCUCUUCUCGGAGUGGAAACGGGAGGAGACGGCGCCGUCAUGGCACGAGUUCUCAAGACCGCAAAUCCACGGGUACGAUCUGAACUGUGUGGACGCCAUCAGUGAUUCUCAGUUCGUUUCCGGCGCUGACGAGAAGCUCUUGCGAGUCUUCGAUGAGCCGAAGGGUGUCGCCGAGAUGUUGAGCAAGCUUUGCAACAUCAAGUCCAAGGACACAACUGAUCUUCCAGAUGCGGCAAAUAUCCCAGUGCUAGGACUCUCGAACAAAGCGAUCCAAGCAGUAGGCGACGACGAACCACUGGAAGAUGGCGAGGAAGACGAGCGUGAAGCCGUUGAUCCUGCGUCCAUUAUCAAGAAGUCCGCGCUGGAAUUCUCGCACCCGCCAUUCGAAGAUCAUCUUGCUCGCCAUUUACUUUGGCCUGAAACCGAGAAGUUGUACGGUCACGGCUAUGAGGUAUCCGCAGUGGCAGUCAGUCGAGACGGCAGCCUGGUUGCAACAGCAUGCCGAGCAUCCUCCAUCGACCACGCAGUCAUCCGACUCUACGAUACGAAAGAAUGGCUUGAAGUGAAGCCAGCUCUAAAGGCACAUUCACUCACGGUCACCUCGCUCCAAUUCUCGCCCAACGAUAGGUAUCUAUUAAGUGUUGGACGUGACAGGCAGUGGGCCGUCUGGGAGCGCAGCGAAGAGCCUUCGCUGUACGCGUUGAAGCACUCGAACCCCAAGGGUCAUUCGCGCAUGAUCCUGAGCUGCGCGUGGACGUCGUUUGAGCAGCCGACGUUCCUGACCGCAGGACGCGACAAGUCGGUCAAAAUCUGGCAGGUCGCCGAAGGCGAAGUGGAGCUGAAAGGUACGGUGACUGCGAAUACCUCCGUCACCGCCGUUGCAAGUAGCGAGAGAGUCAUUGAUGGGACGACGUGGUUCGCAUUUGGCACUGAAACCGGUGAGAUCGGCAUCGUCAGUGCGAAAGCAGACGAGCUGGACAAGAGUGAAGUGACAAUGGUCAGCGUAGAUAUCUCCCCUGCUAAGACGAUAAACCAGAUCGUAUGGAGACCUGGCAGGAGUGAGGGGCAGGGGUACCAGAUCGCUGUAGCUAGUGACGACUCUUUCGUACGUGUGUACAACGUCGUGCAAGGAUCAACGUGAGCUGCGCAUGAUGUAGGUAAAUUAGCACAUGGUAAUGAGAGAGAUCAAUUGACGAUAUGUCGUG